This is a messenger RNA of Lachancea sp. 'fantastica', 948 nucleotides long. The record is from the annotation of a GenBank genome assembly. NCBI's taxonomy places the organism in Eukaryota, Fungi, Ascomycota, Saccharomycetes, Saccharomycetales, Saccharomycetaceae.
AUGUCGUUCCAAAAUCAGUUUGCUGUAGCCUCCUGUAAGAACCAGCUCAUUCCACAACAACUGACCAAUAACGUGUUUUUCGGCCCACUGAAUGCUUUAUCGCAGGCUAGUUUUUUGCAAGCCAACAAUAUCAAGUUUUUCGUUGCAGUGGGAAUCCCUACCGCUCGCGUAGCACAAUAUUGUCAAUCGUUUCCUGCAAAUCAAUUUUUGAUGGUCAAUUAUGACCCGCUUUUCAAUCCCAAUGUCACUAAUAGCCCUAUAGAACAAGAAUUGGUUUCUCAAUACGUCCAAACUCAAUCAGCAAGUCUAAAAUUACUCACCACUCAAUUGGGUGCACAGACCGAAACCAACUACAAUUCUGCUCGCGGAUUAACACCGCAGCCAGAAUUGGAACAGCUACUCUACAAAAACGCAUCAUCCUAUGAUUGCAAUUUAAUUACAGCUCAAACUACAGAUCUGUUUGAUACGUUCAAUGAUCUGCUUACCAUUUUCAGACUCUCCAAUGCCGGCAAUGUACUAGUUUUCUCCUCCAGCGGCAACGAAAACGAGCUGGCCUCAUUGCUCAUUUCCCAUAUUCUAAAUACUAACCCUCAAACCACGGUUCUGGAAGCCCUGCAAUAUUUGAGAUCCCUGAGACCCACUAUUGCACCCAACGGAUUGGACCAGGCAUUUUGUGGUACCAACCUGGCACUUUUUGCGGAAAAGCUUCGCACUAAACAUUUCUCUCAGGACAAUUGCAACGUUUCAGUUGCCGACUCUAGUCUUUCGUCUCAUGCCACAUCUCUCGCAACCAAGAGACGAAAUUUGCCAUCAUCCGAUGAAGAAGACGAUGGUUUCGACGAUGAGAACGAAUCUAUGAAUAUGUCGUUCUCUAGCCUUCAGUCCCUCAGAGCCGCAUCGGGAACACCAAAGGCAAGAAAAAUUUCGGCUCGACCACCGGGAUCGUAA